This is a messenger RNA of Drosophila obscura, 3643 nucleotides long. Its product is annotated as protein MMS22-like. Gene Ontology annotation, cellular component: nuclear replication fork. NCBI's taxonomy places the organism in Eukaryota, Metazoa, Arthropoda, Insecta, Diptera, Drosophilidae. Gene Ontology annotation, biological process: double-strand break repair via homologous recombination; replication fork processing. The record is from RefSeq and is a predicted model, not a curated record.
AGACUUUAGUGUCUCUAUUAUAUAGACAUUGGUAUUUUGGCUGCUUAAAAAUCCUUUGAGACACAAUUAACUAUCAUCAUAUGAUGUUUUCCAUAAUAUAAUGUUCGAUAUUUUAAAUCUCUGACAAGUCUGGCAUCUCUAAAUAUUGCGAAUAAUCAGGAAUCAGCCGGGAUAUUUGGAUUGAUUGUUCUGUUUGAGUCCUUGCAAGCCCAGCAUGGACUAUGAUCUAUUCCAGUCGGAUGACGAUGAAGACAUACUCACGGCCUUCAAUGAGGCAACACAGAGACUACAACAGGAGACCCCCAGCCACCAAAUAGAGUUGGACAACCAGGAUGGCGAAGACGAUGAGGAGGAUGAUGAUGGCCUAGACAUCUUGCCCGAGUUCAACUGCACCGGUCGCGAUACUCCAAAGGCUAACAGCUUCCCAAGGGCAGGAUUUGUUCACAAUGGCUUCACGCAGCACCAUCCCCCAUACAGCAAAUGGGACCAAAUUUGCACGGAAUUCAACAAGGAACAGCUGCAGGUUAACGCAGUGACACAUUACCUCUACACUGAGGCUUGCAAGAAUGUCCAGAAGCUUUUUGCCGCCGUGGCCGGACAGCAACAGCUACAGGCCCCCACAACUUUGAGCAACUCAAUUUGGUAUAGAACACGACAGCAGGUGACCCAGUUUUACCAUUUGAUAUUGCGCAUACUCGAUGAAAACAUCUGCAACGAAGCACCCCGAUUUCUGGAGGAUCUGCGCCACCUGCUCAACAAUCUACUGGAUGCAGAGGCCUGGAAGGUUCUGUACUUUGCGGAGCACAGCAAGGGAAACGAGUGCCAGGCGCCGGCCUAUCAUCUGUAUCACGGUGUUCUAGAGUGGCGUUUUCUCGACCUAAUCCUGCUCAACGAGUGCCAUGGGGCGACGGAGGCGGUGCUGUUGAGCCAGCUGGAGCAUACGCUGGACGAUUUGGUGCUGUGUGCCAGCCAUCACUACCGCAGCAAGCAUCGACCCGAGCUCAUUCACACAUCCGCGUUCAUGUGUCGCUGCACCAAGGAGCUCUGGCUGCUGCUCGUCGAGCUGGCGCCCAAGUGGCUGCUCCAGAGUCACCUGGACAUUUGGGAUCUUUUCCACAAGGCCAUGCAGAGCCACAAAGCGGUCUAUUUCCAAGCCGACAGCAAUGCCGUUUCAUUGGCCUUCCACGAGUUCUACGCAUGGCUGAGGCUCAGCCUCGCCCGCCUCUGCGACUACACGGACCAUGAGGAGGAGUAUAAACGGCACCUUGGUGCGGGCACCCCUGGAAGUACCUCUGAAAACUUUCAGACUGCCAGCCUGCUGAAGCAAUUCCUCUCCAGCCAGCCGGAUGAACAGCAGCGACGUGUCUAUCUGUGUCUGCUGGCCCCACUCGAACUGCAGCGGGGACGACCCGACCCAGAUGUGCUCUGUCAGCUGUGGGAGUACCUGCAUCGCUCGCUCAACUGCAACUUCAAUGCGGGCACAGAGCUGGAACAGCUGCCGCUCACCUGCCCCAGUGGCUCGGCGUAUGUGGAGCGCUACAGCAAGCUGCUGUCCAGGGAUCAGCUGGAGGAUCUCAAUCUCAGCAGCUUCACCAUGUACGCCUGGAUGCUGGGUCGGACCUUGAAGCUGCUGCCAGCCCAGCAGGGAAAGGGCAACCAGCGACAGAAGCUGCUCGGACGGAUCUUCAGCAAGUUCAGUGCAGCCAAGUUGCUGGCUCUGAAUGAGCCGGGCAUACACCAUGUGAUAGAGCUGUUCCUCUGCCUGCUACUCUCCCACGAGGACCUCUCCGAGCUGGCGCCCAAGCUCAGGGAGAUGCUGCUGUGUCUCGCCAUAGAGAAAUUACCACCGGUCCGGCGCAUUUUAGUGGCCAAGGGACACAUGGCCCUGCUGCUGCUGCAUGCGCGGCAUCGUCUCUCCAUGGAUGACUAUGUGGCGAAGCUGCUCGGCCAACUGGCAGCCAUCCGGAACGACGUGGAAGUGGCUGCCAUAUACGUGGGUACACUUCAGGCCAUUUUCGACCUGGCCGAUGACUUUGCCCGCGGCGAGCAGCUGCUCCUGGGCCCCUGGCUGACGAACUAUGUCGAAAAGUGUGGCCAGGCCUCGCAGGAUCGCGUCUGGCAGGCUCUGCACUCGCUCAUCCAGCGGCUAGGCGAACCGAGAGUCGUCUCCGGCAAUGCCAGUGGAAUGAAGGAGGCGCUCCAGCAACAAAUUCUGCCCCUGCUGCGGACGCAGUACGUCAGUGGGCACAGCUCUUGGCUGCCGAGGCUGGCGGCGGAGUUCGUGGGCCUGGACAAGGAUCGGGAGAAGCUUAUGGUGAGUUUUUUGCAGGGACCCGAACCUGCCAACAUGGCUGCCUCGGCCCAACUCAUCGUUCACCUGCUGGAAGAGGGAAGAGGCCAGAGCAGCCAGGUGCCGGCGGCACCGUCGAGUGCCACCAUCCUGCAGGUGUGGGUCAAAUCUCUGGUGCUGCUCACCGCCCAGCACGAGUCCGUGGCGGCGCUUACCGCCCAUGUGGUGCAGCUGGAGGAGUUUCAGCAGCUGGCCAUAGAUCCCACCUCUUUGGCGGGUCGCGAGCCGCUCUGCGCUUUUUUCGGUGCUCUCGGGCGACGGGCCCAGCAAGAGGAUGCGGCCGCCAAUGCCCGCAUCCGCAUGCAGCUGAGCCACAGGCUGCACGCCUACGUGAACCACUUUGAGAUGUGGCUACCGCCGGACCGGCUACGCUCUGAGCUCGGCUCCCGGUUCUACAGCUUCCUUGCCAUCGUCAUCUACAACUGUCCGAGCCUCGCGUAUGUGCGCUCGAAGCCCAGCUGCUUCUUCCACCUGGCCAUGGUGCGGUUCCUGCUGACCACACAGCUACAGGCCGGCGUGCCGCCCGAGGGUCGCCUGCCCCAAAUGGUGCACAAGAUCUUCCCCGUGCUGCUGCAGGGUAUCGGUCGGCUGCCCUACCGCACGGACGCUUAUCUGGGCAAAACGCUGGAGCAGCUCAUCCUCCACUGGACGCCGCACUUCAACUUCUCCCCCAACGCCAAGCUGGUGGCGCGUCCCUACACGACGCUCCUCCAGGCCGAUGCCAGGGACGAUGGUGAACUGGCACAGUUUGUGCUCCAGCAGCUGGUGGGCCACUUUCUGGUCGUUCUGCGCCGCAAGGCGGGCAACCACUCGGGCCUCGUGGUCACUUUGCUGCAGCAGCUGGUCGAGGGCAUCGCUGCCGAUCAGGAACAGCAGCUCCUAAUCCUCCUCCGAGCGGUGCACACACCCCUCCUGGAGCACGUCAUGUUCGUGGAUGAGCUGGAGCACAGUCGGGGCCAGGUGCUGUCUCUCUAUCGCAUCAUAGUCUCACACGAGUGCUUCAGGAGAUCGCAGCCAGCCAGGGAGCUGUGCCUGAGCCACCUGCGCUCCCUGGCCGAGAAACACUUGGCCCACUGCACAUAUUUCUACUUUCAAAUGCUCAUCAAGCUGUCGGAACUGUCGCCGCAGCUGGCGGCACCGCUGCUGCCCUUCGUGCGGGAGCAGGCCAAGCUGGUCGAGCUGAAGCGCGGAGCUGGCGAGGAUGUGGGCAUACGCAAGUGCCUGCAGCGACUCGAAAAGGUCCUGGGGGUAGCCGUGUAACCCUUUGCCAAUAAACAUACCAAGAUGAAAAUC